AUGAUUGUUGAUCAGGGCCUUCCUCACAAGUUCUGGGCUGAGGCAGUGUAUACAUCAGCGUAUCUGCAAAACCGUCUACCCAGUAAAGCUGUUGAAGAUGAUAUCACACCGAUUGAGAAGUGGAGUGAUCAGAAACCAACAGUUGAUCACUUGAAGAUCUUUGGAAGUCUGUGUUUCGUUCAUGUGCCUAAAGAGAAGAGAAGCAAGCUAGAUGAGAAGGCAAGACGUGGGAUCUUCAUUGGUUAUAGCAGCCAAACAAAAGGAUACAGAGUGCUCAUUCUAGAGAAUGAAAUGGUGGAGAUAUCUAGAGAUGUAGCAUUCGAAGAAGGAAAGCAGUCGGACUGGAAAAGACAGAGAGAAGUACAGAAGGUGUUUACUCUUCCCUUGAAUGUCCUACAAGAUCGAGAUGUUGAAGAAAAUCAACAUCAAAACAACCACAGCCCUGUUUUGACUCAACCUGUUGAUCAACAUCACGAUGAAGAAGAAGAUGCUCAGACGUCAUCUACACCACCAAAGAAGUACAAGUCCAUGACUGAAAUUAUGUAA
Messenger RNA from Microthlaspi erraticum, 546 nucleotides. The record is from the annotation of a GenBank genome assembly. NCBI's taxonomy places the organism in Eukaryota, Viridiplantae, Streptophyta, Magnoliopsida, Brassicales, Brassicaceae.